UAUGGAGUAGGAGAAAACAAAGAAAACAUAGAAAGAUUUUGAUAUGGAGGCAGCAGAAGAGUUGAAAUAGCUUAAACUUCCAGGAGAUUUAGUUGGAAAUGUUGUUGCAACAUUGUUAAAAUCAGUUUAGAAAGUGUAGAAUGAAGAUAUUAAGUUACUUGCUCUAUCAAAAUUUCAUUAAACUCUUAGUAAAUUCACUGUUCAAAAUGUUUAAGGGGUAAAUAUGAGAACAAUUUAUAUAGGAAUUGCUUUAAAAGUUGCCAAAUGAUAAAUUGAUAAUCUUCUUUGAUUAUGUGAAUUAUUCAUUUGAGUGUUUGAGCAAAGGCAUGAAGAUACCUGAAACUAGUAACUCAUAUAAUGCAACUUUCUUAUUAAAUGUUUAUAAUAAAUUGGUAGAAUUAAGAGGAUUACCAAUUAUUAUAGAGUCAAUAAGUUAGAAGAAAACAUUACCAACCCAAAUUAUUACAAUUAAAUGAU
Molecule: messenger RNA, 477 nt
Organism: Paramecium pentaurelia
Lineage: Eukaryota; Ciliophora; Oligohymenophorea; Peniculida; Parameciidae
Source: the annotation of a GenBank genome assembly